AUGUCCGGGCGAGGUCGUGUAAUUCCCGCCCUCGUGGCUAUUGCAACAGGUGUAGUGUCGGGAGUUUAUAUAUUCCAGCCUCUGAUAAUUCAAGAGCGGGACAAACUUGUCACACUGAACCAGUCACCUAAUGCCACUAAUAAUGCACCUCCCAACAUCACUUCUACCAUUUCUCGACCUGACUCGCCGCCUACUGAGGAUGCUUCUAAACCGGCUUAA
Molecule: messenger RNA, 219 nt
Organism: Rhizoctonia solani
Lineage: Eukaryota; Fungi; Basidiomycota; Agaricomycetes; Cantharellales; Ceratobasidiaceae
Exons: 3
Coding region: 1-219 (72 amino acids)
Source: RefSeq, a predicted model, not a curated record